Molecule: messenger RNA, 549 nt
Organism: Penicillium lagena
Lineage: Eukaryota; Fungi; Ascomycota; Eurotiomycetes; Eurotiales; Aspergillaceae
Product: TRAPP subunit TRS20
Exons: 2
Coding region: 1-549 (182 amino acids)
Biological process (GO): endoplasmic reticulum to Golgi vesicle-mediated transport
Cellular component (GO): nucleus; TRAPP complex; cytoplasm
Source: RefSeq, a predicted model, not a curated record
AUGUCAUACUACUUCACCAUCCUCUCCCCCACCGACAAACCCCUUUUCAAUAUUGCCUUUGGCACCUCCAAAGGCGGAGGCGAUGGCAUUGCGCGAUUCCGCUUCCCAGACACGGCGCAGUACAUGAACCAGUUCAUCAUCCACUCGAGCCUGGAUAUUGUUGAGGAAGCUCAAUGGACGAAUGGGGGGAUGUACCUAAAACACAUCGACACCUACCCCCCAGCCGCAGCAUACAUAUCGGCCUUCCUAACGCCCAGUGGCACCCGCUUUCUACUCCUGCACCAACCACCCCAACUCCCCUCCUCGAGCACCACAACUGGCUCAUCAUCACUCCUCAACGCGUCCGGCUCCGCCACGCGCGCUUCGUCCAAUUCCGUCGCGGCCAACCCGACCUCCCCGCAGACGGAGGAGGCUGUGCGUCAGUUCAUGAAUGAAGUCUACGAAAGCUACGUUAAGACUGCUAUGAGUCCGUUCUAUAAACAGGGGAUGGAGAUUCAGAGUCCCGUUUUUAGGGGACGGGUUACUGCGGCGGGGAAGAAGUGGUUAUAG